AUAACUGUAAAUGUAUUGUAAAAAAAUGGAAGGCAAAAGUGUGAUUUUAAGUUUGCUCAUAAUGAGUCUGGUGGUCAUGGUGCAAAUUAAAGUAGAAGCAAGAGUCUGCUGCCCAUCCCAACAGAGUAGAAAUGCCUAUACAGCAUGCCUAAUUGUAUUCUCCAGGUCAAGUUGUCUACGUGCUAGUGGAUGCUUAGAAAUUUCUGGAAAUGUCUGCCCUUCAGGAUAUCCUAACGACAUUCUCGAAAACUCUGGUGAUCAUGCUAACGAAUACUGCAAGUUGGGGUGUACAUCCUCGGUGUGUGGUGCCAUGACCAGUCUCCAUAACUCGGGUGCAGGUGAAAUUGUGAAUGAAGCGUUUGAACAGUGUGCUAAUGCAUGUGCUACUUUCUGCAACAAGGGCUCUGUUAAGCCUGCAGCUGAAACUGCCUAAAGAACCACCAUAUCUAAGAAAGUAUCACAUCUAAGUGUUGGUUGAAGUCUGUGUGUAAAAUUGUUGUUAUGAAAAUGUGCUGAAAAUGCUAGACUUUGGUGCUAGUAUUUUAAGAAGUUGUUUCUGGUUUGUGUAUGCGUUUAGAAGGUUAUCGACCUAUAUUGUAUAUGCCUUCUACUUGCUAUCAUCUAAAUAAAGAUUAUAUGU
This is a messenger RNA of Brassica oleracea var. oleracea, 640 nucleotides long. Its product is annotated as probable thionin-2.4. The record is from RefSeq and is a predicted model, not a curated record. The coding region runs from base 11 to 433 and encodes 140 amino acids. The transcript has 3 exons. Lineage: Eukaryota; Viridiplantae; Streptophyta; Magnoliopsida; Brassicales; Brassicaceae. Gene Ontology annotation, biological process: defense response.